Molecule: messenger RNA, 1066 nt
Organism: Sardina pilchardus (European sardine)
Lineage: Eukaryota; Metazoa; Chordata; Actinopteri; Clupeiformes; Clupeidae
Exons: 7
Coding region: 86-838 (250 amino acids)
Source: RefSeq, a predicted model, not a curated record
GUGUAAACACAACAGCAACUGAAGCGGCGGGAUAACUCUGAAGCACUAGAACAUUUUUUUGUAUAUUAAAGUUACAGGAAGACACAUGGCUGCAUACUCAAGAAACGCCGAGAGCGCUGAGAGCUACUCUUUUCCAGGGACAAAAAUGGGCAACGGACGUGAAGGUGAUGCCAGUUCCCAAGGCCCUGAAGUCACCUCACAGAUUCCUGGACUGUCUAGUCUUGACAUUCAGGGCCCCUUUGAUGACAAUGUCAGUUGCCGCCGUUUGGGCGUUUUCGAGACAGAUUCAAAUUAUGUCAAACUUGCAAAACAAGGUGGACACAAAGGAUUAUUGUGGCAUGAAGAGACAGAUAUGACCGUCAAAACAAACGCACCAUACAAACCUCCCGAUUGGUUCUGUGUUGACUCAGAUGUCCAUGAUUCAUCCAGUUUCUCUACUUGCAGCCUGACCAAAAGAACCAGUCCAAGGUUCUUGGUACAUCAGGAGUUCCAGAAAAGUGCAAGGAAGUCCAUACAACCGCUAGAUAUUCCUUUUGGGAGUGAUAAUAAGUCCGCUUGGGAGCGAGAGGCUGAUAGUGUUACUACUGAAGAGACUCCUGGCAUUGAUGAUUCAGCAAGCAAACUGAAGAAGUUGACCAUAUCGCCAAAAAACCAGGCCAAUAAGUUCAGAAAACAGGCUUUAAACAAGAACCCAUCCCCCGUGAGCAUGUCCAAACUCUUGAGCUUUGGUUACCUAGAGGAGGACAGGAGUCCCGCAAGAGUCCCUGCAAGAGUCCCUGCACACAGUGCGACAUCUGCUCAGAGAAGCCGCGCAGCUCCGUGGAAGUCCCCAGAGUAGCAGUCCCGUGGACGCACAGAGGAGCUCACUCUUCAAUAUGGCAGACCUCUCCCUCUGACCGCUGAGGAUAGGCUCAGCACAUGUGAGGGAAAUGAUGCCAACUCUAAAGGAAUGUGUGCUUCUUGUGCGUGUGUGCGUGUGUGUGUGUGUGUGUGUGUUUUAUAUUUCAUUGUGUGGUAUUUUUUGAAGUCAUAUGUUGUGCUAUUAAAAUCACAUUGAAAAUCCAAA